UGGAUGAUGAAAGGCUUUCAGCAGAGGAAAUGGAUGAGAGAAGGCGUCAGAACAUUGCUUAUGAGUACCUGUGCCACUUAGAAGAAGCAAAAAGGUGGAUGGAGGUCUGCUUGGAUGAAGAGCUGCCCCCAACUACAGAGCUGGAGGAAGGCUUAAGAAAUGGUGUUUACCUUGCCAAGCUUGCAAAAUUCUUUGCCCCUAAUGUGGUGUCAGACAAAAAGAUCUAUGAUGUGGAGCAGACACGCUAUAAGAGAUCUGGCCUUCACUUUCGGCACACUGACAACACUGUGCAGUGGUUAAGAGCAAUGGAGUCCAUUGGUCUGCCCAAGAUCUUUUAUCCAGAGACUACAGAUGUCUAUGACAGGAAAAACAUCCCUAGGAUGAUAUAUUGCAUUCAUGCUCUAAGUUUGUAUCUGUUCAAACUAGGAUUAGCACCACAGAUCCAGGACCUAUUGGGAAAAGUAGACUUCACAGAGGAAGAAAUCAGCAACAUGCGAAAGGAGCUUGAGAAAUAUGGUAUACAGAUGCCAUCUUUUAGUAAAAUUGGUGGGAUUCUGGCCAGUGAAUUAUCAGUGGAUGAAGCUGCCUUGCAUGCAGCAGUAAUAGCAAUCAACGAAGCUAUUGAGAAGGGAAUAGCUGAGCAAACCAUUGCAACUCUGAGGAACCCAAAUGCAAUGUUGGUAAACGUGGAUGAAGAACUUGCACAGGACUAUCAGAAUGAACUUUUCGAAGCUAAAAGGAGAAAAGAAUCAAAUGCAAGACUUAAGGUAGUGAAUGGCACAAUCUCUGAAGAAGAGAGAGAUGUCUACGAGGAGCUGCUGACACAAGCUGAGAUUCAAGGCAAUAUCAAUAAGAUAAACACAGUUGACAAUAUCAAUACUGCAAUUCGUAACUGUGAUCCUAGUAAAACACUGGUUGCAUUGAUGAAACCGGAGGCGCAGCUGCCUGUUGUUCACUCAUUUGCUUCUGCUGUCUAUCAGACUGAGCUGUUCAACCUCCAACAACAGAAUGCUGUGAACUACCUGGCACAUGAUGAACUGUCUAUUGCAGUAGAAAUGUUGUCAGCUGUUGUGUUGCUAAACCAGGCCUUGGAAAAUAAGGAUGUCCUAAUGAUAAAGAAUCAUCUCAGAAAUCCAUGCAUUGGCUUCAAUAAUCUGGAAGAGGAAAACUUUCAACGUUAUGCUGAUACACUAUUGUCUAUUAAGUCAGAGGCUUCAUCUCAAGGCCAGGAUUAUUUAAGCUGGAAUGAUAUCCAAAACUGCAUUGACAUGGUUAAUAUGCAAAUUCAAGAAGAAAACGAAAGAAUCAUUGCAAUUGGCCAAAUUAAUGAAGCAAUUGACCAAGGAAAUCCAGAGAAAACUCUAGAAACUCUACUGUUGCCCACAGCCAAACUGCAAGAUGUGAGAGCAGUGAAUGCAAGGCAUUAUCAGGAUGUUCUACACCACGCCAAAGCACAGAAAUGCAAGGAAUCCCGAGAUGAAUCAGCGCUUCUGUGGCUGGAUGAAAUACAAAAAGGAAUCAGUGAUGCCAAUAACAAUAUAAAAGAAGCAGCAAUCUUGGCUGUUGGAACAUCAGUGAUUAACAAGAGCUUGGAGAAGGGUGAUUCACAGUCAAUCCUGAUGAUACUGCAGUCCAAGUUUGGUUUACGCGUAACUCCUGAGUGUGCUGAAACCUACUUCAGGAACCUCUCCGAAGCCAAGAAACUGAAAACUAGAGAAGAUUCUAAUGAAAGUCCAUGGAUUAAAGUGAUAAUGAAAAACAUGUAUGAUUACUAUUACAAUGUGGAAACUGAGGAAGGUACCUGUGUUGCCCCUGAAGGAGUUGUACCAAAAAAUUCAUGGUUAACUGGUGAAGAAAUACAGAGCAUUGUUGGGCAAGUUAUGGCAGAUUACAAUCGAAAGCAGCUGUGGCUUGCUAAUGAAAAUCUGAUUGUUCAGCUGCAAGCCCGAGCAAGGGGAUUCUUAGUCAGAAAAAAUUAUCGGGAGAGAAAAGCGUACCUUCAAAACCAGGAACCAUCUGCCAUCAAAAUACAGGCUUUCUGGAAAGGAGUCAAACAAAGGAAAAGAUAUGUUGACAGAUUAAAGGUGCUUCAAGGCAACGUUGCUGCUAUAGUUAAGAUUCAGUCAUGGGUCAAAAUGUGGCUAGCAAAGAGAGCUUACAGGAAACGGCUGCAAUACUUCAAGGAUCAUAAUGAUGAAAUUGUGAAGAUACAAGCAUUUCUCAGAGCAAACAAAGCCAGGGAGGACUACAGAACACUAAUUGGUGCUGAAAAUCCACCCUUGACUGUCCUGCGCAAAUUUGCCUACCUCUUGGACCAAAGUGACUUAGACUUCCAAGAAGAACUAGAAGUAACACGGUUAAGGGAAGAAGUGGUUACAAAAAUUCGAUCCAAUCAACAGCUGGAGAAGGACUUGAACUUAAUGGAUAUAAAGAUUGGACUGCUGGUGAAAAACAGAAUCACUCUCCAGGAUGUGGUACUGCACAGUAAGAAACUUAACAAAAAGAGCAAAAGUCAGCUGGAAGAGAUGGUUAUGGUUGACAAACAGGGUAUCAAAGGCUUGAGUAAAGAGAGAAGAAAGAAACUGGAGGCUUAUCAACAUUUAUUCUACCUUUUACAGACUAAUCCCACGUAUCUGGCAAAGCUGAUUUUCCAGAUGCCACAAAAUAAAUCAACAAAGUUUAUGGAUACAGUCAUCUUCACUCUAUACAACUAUGCCUCAAAUCAACGAGAAGAAUAUCUGCUUCUCAAACUCUUCAAAACUGCUCUAGAAGAGGAGAUAAACUCUAAGGUAGACCAGAUACAGGAUAUUGUUACUGGAAACCCCACCGUCAUUAAGAUGGUUGUCAGCUUCAAUCGAGGUGCUCGUGGACAGAACACACUGCGCCAGCUCCUGGCCCCGGUGGUGAAGGAGAUCAUGGAGGACAAGUCCCUCAUAAUCAACACUAGUCCUGUGGAUGUGUACAAGUCAUGGGUAAACCAGCUGGAAAUGCAGACCGGUGAGGCCAGCAAAUUGCCAUACGAUGUAACCACAGAACAAGCAUUAACACACACAGAAGUGAUCAGUAAACUGGAAUCAUCGAUUCAGAGUUUGCGAGCCGUAACUGACAAAGUUCUCACAUCCAUAUUCUCUUCUCUCAAUAUGAUGCCUUAUGGAAUGAGAUAUAUAGCCAAAGUUCUGAAGAGCUCGCUCCAUGAGAAAUUCCCAGAUGCAACAGAAGAUGAACUACUAAAGAUUGUUGGCAACCUCCUGUACUAUCGCUACAUGAACCCUGCCAUUGUUGCUCCUGAUGGUUUUGAUAUAAUUGAUAUGACAGCUGGGGGCCAGAUACACCCUGACCAGAGGAGGAACCUAGGUUGUGUGGCAAAAGUCCUUCAGCAUGCUGCUUCUAAUAAACUCUUUGAAGGAGAGAAUGAACAUCUGUCAUCUAUGAACACUUACCUCUCGCAGACAUACCAGAAGUUCAGGAACUUUUUUCAAGCAGCAUGUGAUGUUCCUGAACCAGAGGAGAAAUUCAAUAUCGAUGAAUACUCUGACAUGGUGACCCUUAGCAAACCUGUCAUAUAUAUCUCCAUCGAAGAAAUUAUCAAUACCCAUUCACUACUAUUAGAACACCAGGACGCUAUUGCCACUGAGCCGAAUGACCUGCUGAAUGAAUUGCUGGAAGGGCUGGGACCUGUUCCCGAUGUAGAGUCUUUCCUUGGGGAAGGAGCUGUUGAUCCCAACGAUCCCAACAGGGAAAGCACGCUGAAUCAACUUGCAAAAACAGAGAUUUCACUGUCUCUGACAAGCAAAUAUGAGUUACGAGAAGGUGAAGAUCAGGAUCUCAAAAGCCUCAUGAUAAAGACCAAAAGACUUACUGUGGAUGUGAUACGAACACAGCCAGGGGAUACGCUUUUAGAAAUAUUAGAAAUACCAGCCACUGCACAACAGGAAUCUGCGCACUUGAAACUUGUAGAAAAACGUGCCAUCUUGGAUUCCAAAACUCCAGAGAAAAUGAAGCACAGUCAGUCUAUUUUUGAAGAUGGGCAGCUACCAAUAGAACAAAAGAAAAGGAAAAUUCAGAGAAAUCUCCGGACAUUGGAACAAGCAGGACUAGUGUCUUCAGCAACUAAGUACCAAGAAAUUAUAAAUGAGAUUGCCAAGGAUAUCCGGAAUCAAAGAAGAUACAGACAUCAUCGAAAAGCUGAAUUGGUGAAACUCCAGCAGACUUUGAAUGCGCUUAACUCGAAGACAGCAUUUUAUGAAGAACAAAUUAAUUAUUACAACACCUAUAUAAAAACUUGUUUAGACAACUUAACAAGAAAGUCAAUUAAACUAGAUGGAAAAGAGGAGGUGAAGGGAAGCAAAAAGCUGAAGCAGGCCUCAUUAAAGUACACAGCUGCAAGACUUCAUGAAAAAGGUGUCAUCCUAGAAAUUGAAGAUCUUCAAACCAACCAGUUUAAGAAUGUGAUGUUUGAUAUCACACCUGGAGAAGAAGUGGGUGACUUUGAAAUCAAAGCAAAAUUUUUGGGGGUUGAGAUGGAAAAAGUGCAGCUUCAUUUCCAGGAUUUGCUUCAGAUGCAGUAUGAAGGUGUGGCUGUAAUGAAAAUGUUUGACAAAGCUAAAGUGAAUGUGAAUUUGCUCAUAUUCUUAUUGAACAAGAAGUUCUAUGGAAAAUGAGUGUCUUCAGAUAUCAUGGACUGCAUCCAUCAUUCGGAAGUCUAUUCAGUAUUUUUUGCUUUUACGCAUUUGUUUGAAGUUUGUUGUUGGACGCUUUUAACUAAAAAAACCCUAAAACACCAAAUGUUCAGAGGAAUGUACACAGUGCCUUUUCAGCAUUGAUAAUGAAGCAGAAAAAUAGGAAAUAGAUUAGUUUAAACAGUUCCAGAUUGCAUUGGUGUUGGUACUUUCAAAUCAAAAUGUUGUUUAGGACACUCAGCUGUUAUUGUGGUUGUAUGGAUUUUAAGCUAGGCAGAAAUUGAAUUUAGCUGAAUAUAUAAACCUCUUCCUAUUAAAACAUUUUUACAUGACCUCAGAUACAUUAUAUAGUUCUUAUUAGGCUUUAAGUAUUUACCAAAAGAAACCCUAAUUUGUUUUUAAGGGAUAGUUUGGGCAAAUAUUUAGUUACAUACUAAGCCUAUUUUCUGGCAGUUGUCAAUUGUAAAGCAAACUUACUGUGCAAUUCAAAAAUUUUUAUAGGUAAUUAUAAAGUGACAAUAACAUCUUGCUGUACAAAAAUAUAUUUUGUGAUUCAUUCCUACUAAAUGCACUACUGCCUCAUGUAAAACAACAUUUUCUACUUUCACAGCCUUUGGAGUGGCAUUGGGGAAAAUCUUCAGAGUGAACAGUUGUUCAGUUUGAAGUAUUUGAAUACGUAAAUUGUGCCUGUCUGUCUUUUUUU
Messenger RNA from Opisthocomus hoazin, 5382 nucleotides. NCBI's taxonomy places the organism in Eukaryota, Metazoa, Chordata, Aves, Opisthocomiformes, Opisthocomidae. The record is from RefSeq and is a predicted model, not a curated record.